AUGCGUCCGAGCGUACCAUUUAUGGAUUCGUGCUCGGCCACAUUUUAUCGCUCGCUCGAGGAAUCAGAAUGGCUCUAUAUUGUGUCAAAUCUUUUGUCGCUGGCAUCUUCGAUUACAAGUGUCGUUACCCUUCACAACUCCUCGGUUGCCAUUUGUGUUGAGGAAGGAUGGGACACAACGUGUCAGUUGAUGUCACUAGCUCAGCUCUUGCUUGAUCCAUAUUAUCGUACCAUCGAAGGCUUCCAAAUGCUUAUCGAGAAGGAAUGGCUGGCUUUUGGUCAUCGUUUUUCUCAUCGCGCAAACCAUGCGAUUUCUUCUCAAAAUAGCGGGAUAACACCGGUUUUCCUCCUAUUUUUGGAUGCAGUACAUCAGAUUUCGGCUCAGUUCCCGUGUGCAUUCGAAUUCAAUGACUUUUAUUUGCGUUUUCUCGCCUACCAUAGCCAGUCAGCAUUCUUCCGUACUUUUGUAAUGGAUUGUGAAUGCGAGCGCGUUCAUCUCGAACAUCUCGUUCCUGAUACUGAAGAAGGUCGUCGGGGAUGCAUCUGGCUGUACAUCAAGGUAUGA
Messenger RNA from Haemonchus placei, 564 nucleotides. The record is from the annotation of a GenBank genome assembly. NCBI's taxonomy places the organism in Eukaryota, Metazoa, Nematoda, Chromadorea, Rhabditida, Trichostrongylidae.